Mytilinidion resinicola is the source of this 1206-nucleotide messenger RNA. RefSeq lists its product as uncharacterized. The record is from RefSeq and is a predicted model, not a curated record. The coding region runs from base 38 to 754 and encodes 238 amino acids. The transcript has a single exon. Lineage: Eukaryota; Fungi; Ascomycota; Dothideomycetes; Mytilinidiales; Mytilinidiaceae.
CACUGAUCUAUCUACCUUCAGAGCUCCAACCGCUACAAUGAGUGCGAGCACCCCAACUACCGCUUCCCUCACUCUCCUCCCGCACCCAGUUGCGUCGACUGUGCACACUGUCGGCCAGCUGCUCGCGAGCAAAGAGCAUAUCAAUACAAACUCCCUCGCCGACCGCCACUACGACGAUACCUUCUUCGUGCCUUUCUACAGAGACAUUCUCACCCUCAAGCCUGAUGAGACCCUCGAUUCCUCCCUCGGCGGCAUCCGCCUCCUGUCCGCUCGCGAAGCUGGUAGUUCCCUCGUCCAACUCAACGCCGAGAAGAUGGAAGUGCGGGGCCUGAAAGACCCACAAGGGGCACUGGACCUUGUCGCCAAGUCCCCGAGCGCGCAGUCGUGGCUGAAGCUGCGGCUCGCUGAGGGCAAGGAGGUGGCGUUUGUCACGAAGGUGCAGAGUGUGAAGAAUGCGAAUUGGAGACGGUGCAGUGUUGUGGAUGUGGGCAAUGGAAUGGUGAGGGUUAGGGAGGAGAGGAGGGCGAGUCGGGCAGAUGAGGAUGCUGUGGAGCUAGGCGAGGGAGGCCUCUUGAAGAAGGUGGAUAGCAAGACAGAAGAGGAGCUGGCUGUCGCGAGUCCAACAGGAAGCAAGAACGAUGUGCUGGCGUUGGAGAUCAGAAAGGUGGUGCUGGAGGAGGGAGAUGGUGACGAUGUGCAGUGCCAGCUCGGAGAGGUGCUGGGACAAGAAGAGGCUGCUGCCUUCUUGAAAUGAGGGUAUACCAUAAAGUAGCGGAAGCUGGUGUUAUGGCUAUGGUCCUUUCUUGGAGUUCGGGACUACAGAAACUUCCACUUUGCAGAUAAUCAGAGGAGCUUUGGUGGAUUGACAAUGGACGAGACUGAUUUAUGGUGUUCUGUGGAGUCUAGGUGUAAUCUUCAAUCUUAACAAAAACAGUAUCAAAAUCAAAAUGAUUCACUUUCAUGGAGCUUUAGCGGGGCGAAGUGAUAAUCAACUCAUACCCAUGUCUCUAGCGCAUUAAUUUAGGCCAUGUAUUUAAGACUUUGCGUUACUCAUUAUAUUAGAUGUCACGAUGUUAAUGGUGGAGUCGUACGUGGGCCACCUCGUCUGCCGUAUGUGAGCAGCUACGGUCGACCGCGAUGGCCAUGAGCGCUCUUUUUGGACAUGUUCCGAACGACACCAAACUUCCAAUUCCAAUCUUCUCUGUC